AUGACCCGCAUCCUGUGCUUGCACGGCUGGCGCACCAACUCGGCCUUCCUGGAGAGGCAGAUGGCGCAGCUGAAGGCGAAGCUGGGAGGAGCGGUGGAGUUUUCCUUCAUGGAAGGGCCCAUCUCCGGCAUGCUUGCUGCAGAUGACGACGUAGAGCAGGAGUGCAUGCCUCCCUACUUCCAGUGGUGGGAACCAUUGGAUGGCCUGGCUGGACAGCGCAGUGCUGUGCAACACGUAGCAGACCACAUCCGUGCGCAUGGGCCAUUCGAUGCUUUACUUGGCUUUUCGGAGGGUGCCGCUUGCGCCUCCGCUUUCGUGGCAGCCCUUCAUGCUGCAGGGCGGGGCAAUGCAGAGGCUCGGCAGGAGUUGAAGGCAGAGCUUGCAGAUGUGAUACCGCCACGACUCGUCAUUUGUGUGUGUGGCAUACCACCAGAUGAAUUCCGGCCUGGGUGCUUUUGCCUUGGCCGCGGCAGCAGCAGCAAGGUUCAACGUCAAGUGCCUGUUGCCUCGAUCCAUGUGAUUGGCGACAGUGACAGCGACCGUCGUGGCAGUGAGGAGUUGGCCAAGGAAUGGUACGGUGCAACUUCACAACAGGCCAAUGCGGCCGCAGGUGUGAUUCUGCGUCACCCUCACGGCCACAGAUUCCCUCUCGACUGCCGCCCACUUGCAGAUGCCAUUCGAGAAGCCAUCAGCAAGGACAUCGGGCCAAAGGCGAACAAAACGGCUGCACAUACCAGCGUGUCAGUGGAGCAUUGCACGCUUCCCGACCCGAGCCGUCUAGCUGUUGCCGGAUGCUAA
This is a messenger RNA of Symbiodinium pilosum, 798 nucleotides long. The record is from the annotation of a GenBank genome assembly. Lineage: Eukaryota; Dinophyceae; Suessiales; Symbiodiniaceae.